This is a messenger RNA of Sycon ciliatum, 1571 nucleotides long. RefSeq names its product calreticulin-like. Lineage: Eukaryota; Metazoa; Porifera; Calcarea; Leucosolenida; Sycettidae. The transcript has 10 exons. Gene Ontology annotation, cellular component: endoplasmic reticulum membrane; endoplasmic reticulum. The record is from RefSeq and is a predicted model, not a curated record. The coding region runs from base 76 to 1329 and encodes 417 amino acids. Gene Ontology annotation, molecular function: calcium ion binding. Gene Ontology annotation, biological process: protein folding.
CUUCUGGCAACCGUUUUCUUCACCGCUGUGUAGCGCGUAGUCGUGUGGUAGAAGAAGGGUCGUGUUGUCGUCAAAAUGAAGGUCCCUGUGGUUCUUCUUGUUUUGGUGGCCGGUGCAUUCGCUGGCGAGCCCUCUAUUUAUUUCAAGGAUCAGUUUGAUGAUGGCGCAUCAUGGGAAGAUAGAUGGAUUCACUCUACUGCCAAAGGAGCAGAGGCUGGCAAGUUCAAGCUGACCGCUGGAAAGUUCUACGGAGAUGCAGAGAAGGACAAGGGCAUUCAGACGAGCACCGACGCUCGCUUCUACCAUGCCAGUGCAAAGUUCGACGAGUUUUCGAACGAGGGCAAGUCACUUGUCGUUCAGUUCAGCGUAAAGCACGAGCAAAGUAUCGACUGCGGCGGUGGCUACAUCAAGCUGUUCCCGUCCAGUGUAAAUCAGAAGAAGCUCAAUGGCGACAGCGACUACUACGUUAUGUUCGGACCGGACAUCUGUGGGCCAGCCACUAAGAAAGUGCACGUCAUCUUCAACUACAAGGGAAAGAACCUUCUUGUCAAGAAGGAUAUCCGCUGCAAGGAUGAUGAGUUCAGUCACUUGUACACACUGGUCUUGAACUCCGACAACACCUACGAGGUCUUGAUCGACAACGAGCGUGCUGACGGCGGAAAGCUAGAGGAGGACUGGGAUUUCCUGGCACCAAAGCAGAUCAAUGACCCCGAGGCCUCGAAGCCAUCCGACUGGGACGACCGAAAGAAGAUCGACGAUCCAGAGGACACGAAACCCGAGGACUUUGACAAGCCCCAGCACAUUCCCGACCCCGACGCUGAGAAGCCCGAGGACUGGGAUGAUGAUGUCGAUGGCGAGUGGGAGCCACCCAUGAUUGACAACCCCGACUACAAGGGUGAGUGGAAGCCACGCCAAAUUGACAACCCCGCUUACAAGGGCGAAUGGGUGCACCCACAGAUUGACAAUCCCGACUACUCCCCCGAUGACAACCUUUACCGCUACACCGACGUCGGUGCUGUUGGAUUCGACCUCUGGCAGGUCAAGUCUGGCACCAUCUUUGAUAACAUCCUGGUAACUGACGAUGCUGACUUUGCAAAGACAUUCGGCCAGGAGCACCUUGAUGCAACAAAGGACGCCGAGAAGAAGAUGAAGGAGGAGCAAGAUGAGGCGGAGAGAAAGGAGCGUGAGGCAGAGGACGCAAAGAAGAAGGCCGAAGAGUCAGCAAAGGAAGAAGAGGAGGAAGAGGCCGAGGAGGAGGAAGGUGAUGCUGAUGCUGAGGAGGAGGCAGAAGAGGAAGAAGACAGCACUGCAGCGAAGGACGAGCUGUAGAUGCCCUGCGGCCCGGGGUCGGCAAUUGUUGUCCGUCCGGUAUUUAGUUGAGAGAGCACUGUACGUGGAUGAGUUGACCUUUACAAUUGUACACUCUACAAAGAACACUGCCGGCGGCGCUGCUGCUGCUGCUGAAUCUUAUGCUACCUUUGUCCCCGGCAGUGCUGCUGCUGCUGCUCUCUGCCCUGCUUUAUUCUUUCAAUUUUUACUCUUUCCAACUUUGAAAUAUGAUUGAAAAAUUC